AUGUUAGGCCCUCAGCUUGAUAAUCUCCCCUUCGAUAUCCCCCAUGAGGUAGCUACAUUGCUGGACUAUCGUGACUACAUUCAUCUCAAUCGAGUUAACCAUGCCCUUCGCGAGGCAAUGCGAAAUGUGAAUAUCUCUCGAAAGAUCGUAAAGAAUGGGAUGCUUUAUAGCAAAGAAGGCCAGCAGGCAGCUAGUACCGGGACAGGCUAUCAUUACGCUAUUUCACAUUACUAUGAUAUCAACGAAGCGGUCGCCACCGCGAGCCCUUACCUGAUCUCUAUCCUGGCCUACGGGACCGAUUUCCUCUACCAACAAGGCACACUGUGCUACUGUACCGGCCACGAACUUCGCUUACUCGAUGUGCAUCGGACAGGCCAAGCCGAACGUGUAGUCAAUUUCUACAGUGUUCUCUUACGCUUGGUACCGAGCUUGAAGAGCCACAAUCUUACCAUAUCGGUGAAAUUAGUCCACUACUGCGAUGAUGUUCUUGCCUUCCGUGUCUUAAAAAAUACAAACAUCGAAGGUUCCACGGAUUUUCUGUUUGCCAUGGACGUCACAUAUCGACAUGGGACCUCCCGGCGAAAGCGGCUGCUACUACGAGCGGAAGUACCGACAGGUGCGCCAAUUUUCGUGCGUGGCGACCGAUCCUGUAUCUGCUCAGCGAGAUAA
Molecule: messenger RNA, 669 nt
Organism: Penicillium manginii
Lineage: Eukaryota; Fungi; Ascomycota; Eurotiomycetes; Eurotiales; Aspergillaceae
Product: F-box domain protein
Exons: 2
Coding region: 1-669 (222 amino acids)
Source: RefSeq, a predicted model, not a curated record